Molecule: messenger RNA, 1762 nt
Organism: Antechinus flavipes (yellow-footed antechinus)
Lineage: Eukaryota; Metazoa; Chordata; Mammalia; Dasyuromorphia; Dasyuridae
Gene: SPRY2
Product: sprouty RTK signaling antagonist 2
Exons: 2
Coding region: 719-1669 (316 amino acids)
Biological process (GO): negative regulation of Ras protein signal transduction; negative regulation of MAP kinase activity; animal organ development
Cellular component (GO): membrane; cytosol
Source: RefSeq, a predicted model, not a curated record
UCCUCCUCCUCCUCCUACUCCAAACACACAACAACAACCACCGCCACAAACUCGCUGCUGCUCCUCCGAAACGCCCAGAUUGCAAACCACAGAGCUGCCUGCAACAGAGAGAGGGAGAAAAGGAGAGAGGGAAAAGGAGGAGGAAGCAAAAGAGCGGAGAGCAGCUGCAGCCAGCUUUCACGGGCAGAAACGACUGCACAUUGCACAGGCUGUGUCUGCCAGGAGGAGGUCGAUACGAAACUUGGGGAUUUUGCUUAACUUCAUUUUCAGGUCGUUUUCUUGUACGGUUCUAUCGUCUCGCCAGAACUACAAAGUAACUCGGUGUUGGCGAUUCGGCCUUCUGUUCAUUGAGAAAAAAAAAAAAAAAAGAGGAAAUACUUCUUGUGUUUUUCUUCUUUUAGGAAGAGAGGAGAAAACGAAAAAGAAGGAAAAAAAAAAUACCUUUCGCCCUUAACCCGGAGUGUUUUUACUUAAUUGAAUCUCUCGGAGGCUUUCUUCGCUUUGGAUUUUCUUUUCAUUUCUAUUUUUUUCUCCUUUUGAUGGCUUGCAAGUUGGACUGAAGCAGAGUUUGGAAAGCAAAAGUUUGUUUUAGGGCUGGAUUUAUUUGCAAACCACAGGAAGAAGAAAAUACAAGGGAGAGAGGGGUUGGUGCAGAGCCGCGAUCACGGAGUUCAGAUGUGUUCUAAGCCUGCUGGAGUGAUCACCCUUCAGAAUCCUGAUGGAGACAAGAGCUCAGAAUGGCAGUGGGUCCCAGCCCUUGUUACAGGCUCCCCGUGACAGUGGCAGGCAGCAUGGGGAGCCUGACCUGAGAGAUGCUCUCACACAGCAGGUUCAUGUGUUGUCACUGGACCAGAUUAGGGCCAUCCGAAACACAAAUGAAUAUACCGAGGGACCUACAGUAGCUCCAAGACCUGGGGUCAAACCUGCCCCUCGACCCACCACUCAACACAAAAAUGAAAGACUCCAUGGAUUAACUGAACACCGUCAGUUUAGCCGGGUCCAGCAUUCACAGACACAUUCUUUUGUUCGAGCACCUCUGUCUCGAUCCAUUAGCACUGUGAGCACGGGAUCCAGAAGCAGUACAAGGACAAGUACCAGUAGCAAUUCCUCGGAACAAAGACUUUUAGGAUCAUCCUUUUCUUCUUCAGGGCUAGUUGCUGAUGGGAUAAUCCGGGUGCAGCCCAAAUCUGAGCUCAAGCCAGGUGAACUGAAGCCCUUGAGCAAGGAAGACUUGGGUCUGCAUGCCUACAGGUGUGAGGAUUGUGGGAAGUGUAAGUGUAAGGAGUGCACCUACCCAAGGCCUCUGCCAUCAGACUGGAUCUGUGACAAACAGUGUCUUUGCUCAGCUCAGAACGUGAUUGAUUAUGGGACUUGUGUAUGCUGUGUGAAAGGCCUCUUCUAUCACUGCUCCAAUGAUGAUGAGGAUAACUGUGCUGACAACCCCUGCUCUUGCAGUCAGUCUCAUUGCUGUACUCGGUGGUCUGCCAUGGGGGUCAUGUCUCUCUUUCUGCCUUGUUUGUGGUGUUACCUUCCAGCCAAGGGUUGCCUUAAGUUGUGCCAGGGGUGUUAUGAUCGAGUUAAUAGGCCUGGGUGCCGCUGUAAAAACUCAAAUACAGUUUGUUGCAGGGUUCCCAGUGUCCCACCUAGGAACUUUGAAAAACCAACAUAGCAUCAUUAAUCAGGAAUACAGCAGUAAUAAUAAGAAUUCUCUUCUCUACUUCUCUCUUUUUCUGUCUGUCUUUUUCUCUUUCUUUUUCUUUCU